Molecule: messenger RNA, 2640 nt
Organism: Drosophila subpulchrella
Lineage: Eukaryota; Metazoa; Arthropoda; Insecta; Diptera; Drosophilidae
Exons: 2
Coding region: 45-2621 (858 amino acids)
Source: RefSeq, a predicted model, not a curated record
AGGAGUCUCAGUGGAAAAGAAAAAUACUUUCAAAAGACUGUCUAAUGGACUAUAACCCAAAGGGGAAUCUGCGCCUUAUUCUGAACCGAGUUAGUGCUUCGGAUUAUGGGUCGUUGCUCACUUUGCCACAUUUAAGAUGCCUUGAAAUAAACGGUAGUUAUGAACAAGGUACUCUUGUUGAAAUUUUUAAAAAGCUCGAAUUGGUUAAGGUACCUAGUUUGAUAAUAAACACAAUGAAUCCAUUUACAGAAGUGCUUAGAAACCUACUAAAAAAGGGCUGGAAGUUGAGACCCCAAAUUACACCGGUGAUUAAAGUGCAGGAAAUUGCAGCACUGUCCAAUUGCAGGUCCUUGAAAAAAUUAGUUUGUGGAUUUUCCGACACCGAAAACAUACAUCUUCUGCACAAUCUUUUUGCACUUGAAGAGUUAACCAUUACCACAAAACCAAGAAACGGUUCGCUACAGGCCCUAUUUGCCGCUCUAGCUUCCAGGGAAGUUCCAUCUCUCCAACAUUUUCGGCUCUUAAAUGGAGCGAUCAAUUCCUUGGAAGCUGAAGAAUUGGCUCGAAUAAAAUCUUUGAAAGUGGUGCAGUGUGCCUUUCUCGACGCCCGGGACAUCGAGAAACUCUCAGACCUAGCUAAAGAACACCUUGUAAGGCUUGAAAUUACUUCUAUGCAAAAGUGCCAUGAAACUUCUCCUGGUGUUCUUAAAGUCUUACAGUCUUCGGAAAAUGAAAUGAGCCUAUCUACAAGAGACGUUUUGUUAGUGUUUAAUCGGAAACAAAGGUUUAUUGUUCUUCAAAUGAGUAUUUUUGAGACGUACUCAGAUGAGACCCUGCUGGUUCCCCUAGCCAGUUUAGAAUGGUUAGAAAACAUUACAAUAACCUAUAAACGCGGCAACUUAAAAACAUUUUUCAAUGCCCUAUCUAUGAGGACCAAUAAUAUCAUUAAAAAACUCAAAAUUGACGGCGGAUCUCUUGAUUUUAAUGAGACACUGGAACUUAUUAAUAUUAAAUCUCUUAGAAAAUUUCAUGGCAAACUAAACGACCCACGCAGCUUUCAGCAUUUGGCACAUUUAAACCAUAUCGAUAUUGGGGAUUCCUUUGAUAACAAAUUUCCAGAGAACAUGCUCAACAUUUUUGAUUCCACUCAGGAAGAGCUAACCAUCAGUGAUCAGAAAAAGGAAAUAAGUUUUAACAUUAAAACUGGUCAAUUAACACUUUCUAACGCAUUUUCUCUUGACACCAAUGAUAUUGCCCCACUGGCAAGCCUUAAGAACUUAAGGUCUGUGCGAAUUUUGGGUAAUAAUGAAGGAAGAUCACUUCAAGACUUUAUGGCUAAAUUAGCUUCAAGGCAAAAUCUUUCUCUUCAAGAACUGAUAAUGGAAACAAACAAGGAUGAAGCUAAGUCAAGCGUUUUUAAACUUAACCCUAUCGAGUUGAAUGAAGUGACUGCCAUCAAAUCUCUAAGAACCCUAAAAUGCGGUUUCUCUGAUCCUAAGGACCUCGAAAUGCUGUCCGAAUUACCAGAACUGACUUAUUUAAUUGUUGGCCUUAAUCAAGAAAAUGUUAUAAAAAGCCUUCUCAGGAAACUUUGUCUGAAUGAUUUUAAAAACCCGGUUCGUUUGCUUGCAGAGGGGACAGUUGCAUUCGAGAUUGGGUCACAACAAAUUUUUAUUAAGGAACUGAUCAUAUCAAAAGAACAAGGUUGCACACCCCUUGUGGAACUUUUCAGAAUGUUGGAUCUGGCAAGCGGCUCCACUUUGCAGAGACUGGUCGUCAAAGGUGCGCCAAUUGUUCAAUAUGAAGCCGAUGAGUUUUCAAAAAUAAAAUCAUUGCAGAAGCUAAUUUACAGAUUUAAAAAAUUAAUUGAUAUCAGAGGCCUUGUUCGGCUAUUUGAAUUAACAUCACUUAUAAUUGGGCGCAGAAAUUUUCCGAAGAGAGAUUCUGAAAAAGUUGAGCAGAAAGAAAAUUUAAUGACUCGCAUACCAGACCACAUUUCUCGAGAUUUUAUGUCAUCAUAUUUUAAAAACCUAAAAGGAGUGGCUCAGCACUUGGAUCGUCAAAGAUUGUUUAUCGAAUUGCCAAAUGAUGAGUGCUCUGUUAAAACUAUAUUUGAGCCAUUGCCCGCUGGCUUAACACACACACUAGAGGAUCUAGCUAUAACCCACCGGUAUCUGGACUUUGAAGAGGUUAAAAGAAUUACGCAAAUUGCAUCAUUAAAAAAACUAAGGUGUGGAAUUUGGGAGGCACUCAGCUUUUCCCUUAUUAGAAACCUCCGCAGUCUUGAAUGCUUAGAAAUCAAAUCUUAUCCAAAAUUCAUGGAAAUAUCGGAUCAUCUUGUGCUCUCUUUUCAAGAAUGCUCGCAAAUCCAGUUCAUCGAUUUGCAUUUUAAUUCUCGAGUGCAGCUCAUCAGUGCUGAUUUCGUGGAGCGAGCAAUUGAAGCAUUAAAACUAGUCAGAGAUCCAAAACUUCGGGGUCCAUUGAAGUUAAGCUGUUUCGUCAGUCAAGUUUUUAUUGAACCGAAAAAUUUUAUCGACGAAGAGUAUUUGAGUCUGUCCAUCUAUGAACACCAGGACUAUGAGGAAUUGUGGAUAUAUUAUAAAGACUACAACUGUAACUAAAAAUUGUGAUGACUGUCCC